AUGCAAAACGUUACUUUCAAUACCUCUAAUAUUUUUUCUCUGGACCUAGAUGUUGUCAACACAACGUCAAAUGGUACGAAGGAAACUGGAGGCGAGGAAAAUCUUAUCUUACCUAAUCACUCAUUAUCUUUUGACAAUUUUGUGUACACAAACUUUUCAUUUGGAGAACCACUGUACAGGCUUAGUAAUCCUGCCAUAGGAGUACUUUUGGCAACAUUUAGUCUAGUAGUUGUGAUCGGAAAUCUAAUGGUUAUUUUUGCCGUGUACCGAGAAAUAUAUCUACGGACAGUUACCAAUUACUUUAUUGUUUCCUUAGCCAUCGCAGAUGUUAUGGUUGGAGGUGUUGUAAUGCCUUUUAGCAUAAGCAAUGAACUGACCAAUUCUGUAUGGCUUUAUGGGCAAGCCUGGUGUGAUAUGUGGCGAUCUCUUGACGUUCUCGCGUCAACAGCAUCCAUUUUAAACCUUUGUGUCAUUUCUUUAGAUAGAUAUUGGGCUAUAACUGAUCCAAUAGCAUAUCCUAGCAAAAUGUCUAACAGCAAAGUUUGCAUCCUGAUAGCUUUAGUAUGGUUUUGUUCUGCUGGAAUUUCCUUUCCAGCCAUCGCUUGGUGGAGGGCAGUUACGCCAAUGGAUUUACCGAAACAUCAAUGUUUGUUUACAGAGGAUAGUGCAUAUUUAAUAAUAUCUUCUGUCGUUUCAUUUUAUGUGCCAACCAUCAUUAUGAUGUUUGUUUAUUGUAAAAUAUAUCGUGCUGCACUAGCACAAACUGAAGGAAUCAAAAGUGGUUGCAAAGUUACGUCUGAUUGUCCAAGAGGAGACAACGGAGAAGUUAUGACUCUAAGAAUUCAUAGAGGAGGAUAUCGGCUACGGAACGAGCUAACAUCAACGAGUAAUAGUUAUGACCAUCGUAAUAGUGACAGUGAUGGAGAAAGCCCACUGAAUACUCGUCAUCAUGUCUUUCAUCACAAUAGUCAUGAUCAUAACCCACGUUCAUCCACUUUUAUCACCAAAAAAAUUCGUCAUUUCGCCAUUAGUAAGAAAAUAACAAAGCUAGCAAGAGAACAAAAAGCGGCAAAAACACUCGGAAUCGUCGUUGGGGUAUUCAUCAUUUGUUGGGUGCCCUUUUUCUGUGCAAAUGUGCUGUAUGGAAUUUGCCAUGGUGACUGUGUCUAUAUGCCAGAUAUUCUGUUUCCCGUGUUUACAUGGCUCGGAUAUUUAAAUUCCGGAAUGAAUCCAAUUAUUUAUGCACUUUCAAUGAAAGAUUUUCGCAGGGCUUUUAGUAAGAUGAUAUUUUGCUGUCCUCGUUACCGACACAACCAGAGCAAACGUCAUGCAUAUAGUCAAACGAAUAGUCUAUCAACUUCAAGUUUUUCGGUAAACUGCAAUGACAGGUGUGUAGCUUUGAGAAUGUAG
Lymnaea stagnalis (great pond snail) is the source of this 1410-nucleotide messenger RNA. The record is from the annotation of a GenBank genome assembly. Lineage: Eukaryota; Metazoa; Mollusca; Gastropoda; Lymnaeidae.